AAACCAGGAACUGUCCGUGGAAGAAGUGGUGUGUUGGCAUUCUGGAGAAAUUUGGACCAAAGUACCAAAUAACGGUGAACUCCGUCGUCCUGCGUGUCCACAUACAGCAGCCAGACGUUUCGUAAUGCAGAAAUACUUCUACUGAGCGACACUUUCUUUCGAAAAACAAAAACAGUGCUGAGGAAGGAGAAUGGGGAAGAAAGACGCCAGCGCGACCAAAUUACCAGUCGAUCAGUACAGAAAGCAGAUUGGUAAGCAGGACUACAAAAAGACAAAGUCCGCCUUAAAGCUAACACGGCUGAAAGCUGAAGCAAAGAAAAGUUCCUCUGGAUUCAGGGAUGCAUUCCUGGUCAUCGCAGCAAUCCUGUUCUUUGUGCUCUGUGUUUACGCCUUCUUCUACCUUAACCUGAGCACCGAGCUCAACCUGGACGUGGACGUGGAUUAAUACCAGAUGGACUGUUUGCUGGAACUUUGUUUUGUUUCUCAACUCAAGAAGAGGAGGAAAGAGGAAAGGAAAAAAAACAAAACAGCGUCCUAAAGGGCUUCUGUAGAGUCCCUGCGAAGGUUUUCUCAGUUUGGUCGACGCAGUCUGAAUGUCUUUUUCCACACUUUGUCGUUGACUUGGUGACAAUGAGCAGCCUCUUUGAUGGAAAAGACACAAAGCAUCUAACAGGGAAGUUAUAUAUAAGAAAAGGUUUCAUAACUGACUAGACAUCAUUUUCUUCUCUGAUAAAUUUGCACAGUGAAAUGAAUCUACCAUUUAUUCCUUUGCUUUCGUAUAUACAUUCUAUUACCACAAUCUAAUGCUCGUUUCUUCCAGUUGCUUUUCUCUGAGCAAACCCAGAGUGCAGCCUUUAAAAAGUCAGUGACCUCUAGCUUUAACAUUCUGCUACAUUCAGCCAAGAAUAUGAGAAUCUUUUUUUUUUUCUUUUUCUUUUAACACAAGUAAUCCAAACUACAGUGGAGACUAAGCUCCGUUAAUCACAUUCUGCAGAGUCACGUCCCACUGUUUUCUCCACUAAUAGAAAAAUGUAAAUCUCUCGUCACAUUGAGACAAACGCUUGCCUCACAUUCCAGUGCACAAACCGCUCCUCCCGGAUAUCUGGAGAUCACAAAGUGUGAGAUUAGAAUCCACAAAGCCCCUCGUCCUGAUUGAACAUGUGUGCAGAAUACAGAACAACACAUACAUACAUACAUAGAUGCAGCGCGCAGACGUACAUCCUCAGGAUAAGCAUUUUAAAUAUGAUCAGGUUCUUUUCAUCGGAAUGGAAAUUAUGGAGAUGAAUGAUUACUGAAUAGAGGUGAGCCUGCAUGUUUCUCAUAAGGAACACCUUGAUGGGUUUCCCUCUUUUGUAUAUUGUUAUCUUCCUGGGGAUGUAAUGUGUUUCUAUAGAGAGGAAUAUGAAGGUUUGUCAAUGCUUCUUUUUUUUUUUUUUUCCUCCUACCGCUUCACUCUUUGUGCACCAGACCUGUAAGGUGCAAGGACUGACCUUCUAUCAACCUUUUCAGUCCAAGUGCUGCCGCUGUUUGAGAGAUUAUUUGUUAGCAAAAGAGCACAGAUUCAAGGGCUUUUAUUGUAGCUCGCAUGGAUUUUUUUUUUGUUUAAAAUUGUAAUUUUUUUUCCAUGCAGUCAUCACUUUCUGUUUCCAUUUACCACACAGCAACAGCAAUACUGUCAUCUGUGGGGAAAUUCUAUCUCAUAUGACGACUUUUUAUACUAAUGAAAAGCAGGGAUGCACGAUAUUGGAUGUUUUUUGCCUCGAUGUCAACGUUUUCCAACUCAUUUCGGCAGAUUACUGAUAUCGAUAUCUGUGCAUAAUUUAUCCACCUAAUUGCAGUGAACAUUAUGUCUCUCCUGUAGUGGAAUUAACAUGUCGUCAGGCUUUUAUUGUGACGGACCAGCAGGCAUCAUAUAUAGUGCUUUUUUUAAUUUAGACGUUUAAAAAAAUCUUGAAAAACAUCCCCAAGAGGUUUAUCCUGACAGGCAGUUGAUGUUCAUUUUAAAGCCUCCUCAUCAGCUGAUAAGCGAUGACGCGUCGAUGUCAUCACGCAGCCCCAAGCACAGCAGCAUAUAAAAGCCCAGAUACCAAACACACAAGGGGCCUUCUUUCAUUCCUAACAUGUUUUCUUUUCCACAAGUCUUUUAAGAAAAAAAAAAAAAACAAGUACAAGUCUUACGUCUGUGUGCGACUGUGUUCCAUCGCUGAUAUGAUUCCUGAAAUGUGAGAGCGAUUCUGAGCUUUCAGUUUCUGCCUUUUCUCCUCUUUUCUCCCAUGACCUCCCGACCUCUAGUAAAAGACUACACGUCAAAGAAACCAUUAUGAUAAGCAUGCAGCCGUACCCUCACCCAGUCGCUUUUAUCUCGCCUUGGUACAUCCCGACCCCCUCCCUCCCCAACACUGUGACUCACUCACAUGUGUAACAAUAGAUAGCCGGGCCUAAUAGACCUUCAUACAUGACACCUGUUAUCUGAAAGGUCACCAUUACCAACUACAAGAGCCUUGACAUCAGCACAAUGGAAAAGGAAAGGAUCUGGCAGCACAACCUAUUUAUUCAGACUCGUGUUUGGCAAAAUGAGAUUUUUUUUUUCUCACAACGGUGUAAUUGUUAGUGAAUUAGAUUAUAUGAUAUAUAAGCAUUUUACAAUGAUUUCUUUGGAUCACUAUGAAUGACUUUUCUGGAUGUCUUUUUGUUAAAUUGCUUCUGAAAAUGAAAUCUGUUUGUGAAGGAAUCUGCAUUGUAUAGAAUAAAAUAAAGAUUCUUUCUGUUUUCAAUAAAUUUAUUUGAAUACAA
Stegastes partitus (bicolor damselfish) is the source of this 2793-nucleotide messenger RNA. It is a transcript of the gene triqk, whose product is annotated as triple QxxK/R motif containing. Gene Ontology annotation, cellular component: endoplasmic reticulum membrane. The record is from RefSeq and is a predicted model, not a curated record. NCBI's taxonomy places the organism in Eukaryota, Metazoa, Chordata, Actinopteri, Pomacentridae. Bases 191 to 445 code for a protein of 84 amino acids. The transcript is spliced from 4 exons.